AUGCUAGAGGAGGAUCGAGAAGACCUCGUGGCAUCAGAAGUCUCCAUAAAUAUUGAAAAUAAAGAGUCACCAGAUGAGUCAGAAAAAACGACGCCAUCGAAUCUGGGUAGCAAUACUUCGUUCUUUCCUACAGCGUUGCAGAAUGAACAGAAUGAACAGAAUGAUUCCUCUGUGUCAUUAAAGAAAGAAGCGGAUCAAGGUGAAAUGUCUACGUUGCAACCAGCUCACCACGUAGUAAUUGAGAGUCCAUCUAACAUAGAAAGUCUCACUCAAUCAGUUCCACCAGCACAGGAUAUUGAAAUCAGUGACAUUCUAGAAAACAGGUAUCCUACUAUUGGAUCUAAGCGAAAAGCCGACGUUUCAGUUAAUGUACCGCCAGCUACUAUUUCUAAGCCAGACUCAGAAGAUGCUGUUAUCAUCAUCAAUGAUUUCAGUAGUGUUGAAAAGGAUUGUAAAAUUGAUGCAGACACUGUUGUAAAGAAAGAAACAUUGGAUUCUUCCUCACUGCAUCAGGAUCUGAAUGCCUUUGAAUACCUAAUGAAUCGAACUAAGGAAUCAACAUCACCUAUGAAUCGAGAGUCCCAAAAUGUAAACGGUAAAGUCAACGAUAAGAAAGCAAAACUUGAACUUCCUGAUGGACCUUUCACCGUUCAUUCAGAUCCAUUAAAUAAACCAAAAAGGAAGCCCAAAGAUCCCAAACCAGACUUUAAAAGACCAGGUAGCGAGUGGACAAUUCCUCUGCUAAGCAAAUAUAUUCACAUUGAGGACACCGUCAUGCGUCUUGAGUUCAACAAAUGUGAAUCAACGUCCAAGGUUUUUGAGAAGAUUAGACUUGACAUUAAAGAGAGGAGGAAUGUCUUACAAUUAAAAGGCAAUGAGCAGUCUAAACCCUCCGAGACUGCUUUAGAAUGCCUAGGAACAUGUGAAACUGAUGCAAGGGUAAUACUGGAUGUCAUAUUUCUACCAAUUUGCAAGUUUAUUUCUGUAUGUGUGAGAACAGAGGAUGAGGUCCAUAGCGAAAUCUUACCAAACAACCGAUAUGAUUAUAGAUUUUACAUCAGUAAACAAUGUGUUGGUUGUUUAGAGGCCAAGGGGUCUUCAAUGAAUCGAGAUAGUGUCCCACAAUGCAUCCUUCAACUGUUGCUCAUCCAGGCAGAAUGGCAUGAAGAGAUGUAUGAAAACUGUGAAGUUGACGCUAUGGAUAUUCCAUUCUUCAAUGUUCUAUCAGAUGGGUUUAGAUUUGUGUUCAUUGUUUUGAAAGGGAAUAAAUUGUAUUUUGAACACCAGGACGAAAAGUUGCUCAAGGUGAAUGAAGCUGGAAGUUGGGAGAAUUUGGAAAUAAUUACUCAAAAGAUUAUAGAGUGCAUGGAGAAAGUAAAACAAAGUCUCCCAAAAUAAAGUUUCCAUUCUUCUCAAUCAACUCGAUUAAAUUCACUUUGGUAGGUGUUCUCACCGUUAGAUUUUAAAGAAACUGUUGGAUUUUAGUCAUUUGUAGUUUUCCCGAGAGACAUGAAACCGAUGAUAUUUCAUACUAACGAGAAUAUAUUUUAUUCACAUAUUUGUUUCUUGAAGCCGAAUAAAGAAA
Messenger RNA from Owenia fusiformis, 1585 nucleotides. The record is from the annotation of a GenBank genome assembly. Lineage: Eukaryota; Metazoa; Annelida; Polychaeta; Sabellida; Oweniidae.